AUGGCUUUUGACCUGGAGCAGUGGCUGUGCCACAGCAACAUCCGCUUCGUGGCCUCCAUCAAGCGCAUCGUGGAGCGGUAUAAUCAUCCUUUUCAAGAUGAUUUCCUUGUUUCCAUGGAAACUCUCACUUACAAUACGCCUGAAGGACCAAAAACAUGGGGAGAAGUGUCAACCAGGAAGCUUAAAAAAUGGAGGAAGAAAAUACUGAAGCAUGAUAGAGGAAGUCAAAGGAAUGCAGAUCAAGAAAGUGAUGCUGAUAUAGUUUCAAUAAGAAGAAAAUUUGAAGACAUUCACUUCCAGAAUCCCUGUGUUGAAGAUGGAAAAAAUCAAGAGAAAGGACAAGUUAAAGUGGAUGUGAUAGUACAAGAUUACACUAGAGAAAUUCCCAGGUGGAUUAUGAUGGCACCUCAAGGCUCAUCAGGAGAUCUUCAUUUAUCUUUACCCCUGCAAGAACUGAUUGGCAACCAGGAGGCUGUUUGCAGAAAAAAAGAGUUGUCAAAUGAGUGUUCUUCAUCUAGACAUCUACAGUUAGAAUUUUCUGGUAUUCCAAUUCCACCAGAUACCAUAACCCUACACAGACAUCGACCUUCUCCAGAAAUGAACAAAACUUGCUGGGAUAGUAUCGUGGAAGAAUACCAGUCUGCAGAUGAGGAAUGCUCCUGGAACAGUGCGACUCUGGCAGACUUGUAUCCGGCGAUGGUAGAGAUCUUUACAAGGCUCAUGACAAAGCAGUUUCAGAGAAGAGAGUUAAGAUGUGCGUUUGGACAUUUACGGCAUAGAAAGUGGUGGUCUAGAAGACCAAAGCUCAAUUUCACUAUAGACAAAAUAAGACAGCUCAGACCUUUUAAACUGAAGCAAGCCCUACCCAGCAUAUGCAGCAGUAGAAGUGAAGACAUUCAUAAUCAAACUUUUAGAAAUGAGAACAGAGAACCUAAUUCCAUUAACAAUUUAUCCAGUGUGCCUCAUUCUUACAUUGAUACUGAUGAAAUAAAAAUCGACUAUACAGACUCAAGUUUAGAACAUCAUUUUUUCUCUGGAAAAGGCCAAAAAGUUUCCAAACAGGCUGUUUUUCCUAAUGGUAUAGCGAGAAUGGGGGAGACAUUUCUAGUUGAGGAUGAGGUACAGACUGCUGUCUCGCUGAAGAAUUCAAAAUGCAAAGGAAGUGAAAAAUUGGCUUACAAAUGUUCCUCAGAACACCGUUUUGCCAGUUCAGGGCCAACAGCACCUCAUCUGGUAGAAAAGUGUAAAACUCAAAAACUUGACUUUCCUUGUGAUGCUACCACAGUAUUGUGUUCAUCUACUUGCAGUUCCUAUGGCAGUAGUAACAGCUUGACACCUGUCUCAAGUUCUUCUCUUACAAGAACAUCAAAUACUUUGCUCAUAAAUCCUGAAAAAAUAAUUCCCGAAAGACAGAUUUCUCUCCAGUGCAAACACUCGUUUUCCUCAUUGUCUAUGAAGCAGAGUCCUUCAAAGAUGCCCCAGAAAUAUGAAGAUGCAUUUGAAAACCUCUAUUACAAACUAAGUUCCAACGAAAUCCAAAAGCCUUUGUCAUCAACAAGACCACUUUCAAAUUCACAGAACCUUGAAGAGAAAGGAAGACAAGUGAAAUGUAGUUUAAGUGUUUCUGUGAGGUCCGAUACACAGUAUGACAGAGAAUUUGACAGGAUCUAUGAGCAGUUGUGUAGUAAGGCUGUUAGAAAACUUCCUGGAUUCCAAAGAGCUUCAAAUUUAAGGAAAUACGAAGGAGUACAGAUGUCUGAAACUGUAAAUGCUCUUGUCAACUCACCCAUUCAAACUUUUUCUGCAAUUUCCAGAAUUAAAAGACUAGGAAAUUUUCAAAAUGGUCUUCUUUGUUCACCAGUAAAGCGACUGAAAAGUAUACCAGAAUGUUAUUUUCCUUCAACAAAACGUCAACAGCUUUGUCGCAGAAAAAACUUGAAACUUCACAGUGUUGAUACCGAUUUUUUGAGCACAUACAAGGACAGUAACUCCAGCUUUUUUGACAGUCACAUCUCUGAGAGUAUGGACUCUGGAUGUCAUGCUUCUUCAGAUAAAACUUUUAUUGUUCCUCAUACUUCUCUUCAAGAAUCUGGGAUUACAGAUGCCCACUCUGGCUGGCUGGAGGCAAUGAAGAAUUACAGCUUACCUGGAAAUAGACAGAAGUGUCAUCAGAGGGUAUCCAGAAAACUAAGCUACACUGAUGGGAAAGACUGAAAUCCUAGCAAUACCUUGGCCAACUGCCUGGUCAAGAGUCACCAGGAAGAAUUCACAGACUGCUACAGAGAAAACAAUUUUAUAAAAUGUUGUUUUGUUUUU
Messenger RNA from Colius striatus (speckled mousebird), 2316 nucleotides. It is a transcript of the gene HJURP, whose product is annotated as Holliday junction recognition protein. The transcript has 11 exons. Bases 1 to 2214 code for a protein of 737 amino acids. Gene Ontology annotation, molecular function: histone binding. Gene Ontology annotation, biological process: CENP-A containing chromatin assembly. Gene Ontology annotation, cellular component: chromosome, centromeric region. Lineage: Eukaryota; Metazoa; Chordata; Aves; Coliiformes; Coliidae. The record is from RefSeq and is a predicted model, not a curated record.